This is a messenger RNA of Ziziphus jujuba (common jujube), 2964 nucleotides long. Its product is annotated as putative disease resistance RPP13-like protein 3. Gene Ontology annotation, biological process: defense response to other organism. The transcript has a single exon. Bases 215 to 2836 code for a protein of 873 amino acids. The record is from RefSeq and is a predicted model, not a curated record. Lineage: Eukaryota; Viridiplantae; Streptophyta; Magnoliopsida; Rosales; Rhamnaceae. Gene Ontology annotation, molecular function: ADP binding.
UGCCUAAGACUUUGACUAAGAACCAGCCGUGGAACUUCCGGGAAAUUCCAUUUCUCUAUUCCUCUCUCUACUUGCUCAUUUUCAAGGAAACACUUUCAUUGGUUAAAGCCCUUUUCACCUUGCUCAUUUUUUUUCACUUACAGAUUAUAGCUAGAUAUGCUUUUGUCAAGACCAUAGCAAAUUUUGUGAGAUCAAGGCCGGGGGUGGAUAAAAAAUGGCGGACAUCAUUGUUGACAUUUUUAUGAAGAAUUUGAUAAAGCUUCUUGGACAUGAAGCAAAUUUGCUCCUUAAAGUGAAGGGCCAAGUCUGUUUACUUCAAGAUGAUCUGGGAAUCAUGAAUGCCUUCCUCAAAGAUUCCGGUGGGAAAAGGAACGAGCACCAUUUGGUGAGAGAGAUAAUCAACCAGAUAAGGGACGUAGUUCUUGAGGUUGAAGAUGUGAUCGAUAUAUACAUGGUCAAAGUCAUAAAGCAAAGGAGGAGGACACUGUUGGGAAGAGCAUUCCAUUCCAUUGGUCACGCAAAUCUGCUUCAUGAUGUUUCGAAUCAGACGACUAGCAUCAAGAACAAAAUAAGAAAUAUUUAUGAUAAUAAAGCAACUUUUGGGAUUGGAGAAGUUGAAUCUAAUGCCAAUGAAGAGGCAGAGCAAUCGCUUCAGAGGAGGAGGAGAAACGUUGAGGAAGAAGAUGUGGUUGGCUUUGUCAAUGACACAGCUACUUUAGUAAAGAAGCUCGUUGAAGGGACUUUGAAACGCCAAGUUGUUUCGAUCAUUGGCAUGGGUGGCUUAGGAAAGACCACCUUGGCCAAAAAAAUCUAUAACAACAGCCGUGUGAAGAAUCACUUUGAUUGCAGGGCAUGGGUCAACGGAUCUCAAGAAUGCAAAAGCAAAGAGUUAUUGCUUGGUAUAUCAAGGUGUGUGGAGAUGGAAAAAUCAGAUGAGCUACACAAAAUGUCCGAGGAAGAGCUAAGAAUUGCGCUUAACAAGCACUUGAAAGGAAAGAGAUAUCUUAUUGUCCUGGAUGAUAUCUGGAAAGUUGAAAUAUGGGACGAGGUAGGAGCAGCUUUUCCUGAAGACUUGAAUGGGAGUAGAAUAUUGAUCACUAGUCGUAUAAAAGAAGUGGCUACACAUGCUAGCUCAACUCCUCCUCACUUAUUGCCAUUUCUUGAUAAAAAUGAGAGUUGGGAACUCUUUCGUAAGAAGGUGUUUCGAGGAGAAAAUUGUCCAUCCAAUCUUGAAACCCUUGGGAUACAACUUGCAGAAAGUUGUAAAGGUUUACCACUUUCUAUAGUUGUACUGGGAGGCCUUCUAGCAAAGCAAGAAAAGUCACCCAGAAUAUGGGAGAAAAUGAUUGGCAAGGUUAAUUCUUAUCUCACUGAUAAUAGAACAAAAUGCUUAGACAUUCUCGCUCUAAGCUACAACCACUUGCCGGGGUACUUGAAAUCGUGCUUUCUAUACUUUGGCAUGUUUCCUGAAGGCCACAAGAUCAAUGCAAGAGAAUUAAUGAAAUUAUGGAUGGCUGAGGGGUUCAUACAACCAAUUGGAAAUAGAGAAGUGGAUGAUAUUGCAGAAGACUACUUAGAGGAGCUUAUCGAUCGAAGCCUGAUCCAAGUGGCAAGCAAGAGAAGCGAUGGAGGUGUGAAGUCAUGUUGUAUCCACGAUCUUCUACGAGACCUUUGCAUUAAAGAAAGUGUCAAGGAAAAGUUUUUCGAGAUUCAUUCAGAUGCAGACCCUUCAGAAUCAUCCAUGAUCAAAGCUCGGAGACUUUCCAUCCAAGGCAAUACUUGCAAUUACUUUCUCUCACGCACUUGUGAUCCAAAAGCAUGUGCUCGUUCUCUGUUUCUGUUUAGCGAACAAAACAACUUCGACUCAAAUCAUUGGAGAUGGAUUUACAAGGGAUUCAAGUUUAUCCGGGUUUCGUAUCUCUGGAAUGUGAAUCUCCACUCAUUUCCCAGCCAAAUACGAAAUCUGAUUUAUCUAAAAUACUUGAGGAUAAACUCUGAAAUGAACUUCAUUCCAGCUUCCAUAUGCAAACUUCAGUUUCUAGAAGUAUUUGAUUUGAGAUCAUCAUCUUCAGAAUCAAUCUUACUGCCAAAGGGUAUAUGGAUGAUGAACCAAUUGAGGCAUCUAAAAGUAAGUAGAAGUUUGCAGCUACCCGACCCUGCAGAGAGAAUAACAGGUACUAACCCUUUAAGGAACCUCCAAGUCAUUUCAGCUCUAAGCAUAAACCAGAAAACUACACUUCUCAUAAGAAAGUCCCUCUUCCCCAAUCUAAGAAAACUGCAUUUAUUGCAUAAACAUAAUGGAAUCAGAAAUUGGACCGGCCAGGAAGUGUUAGAAUUACUGACAAGCCUUGAGGAUUCUUUACCUUCUCUUAGAGUCCUGAAAACUGAAUCCCUAUGGAAGUUUUCCUUGAACCGUUUUGAUAUGUACCCAGAAUCACUGACCAAGAUAACCAAUAUUAGCUCAAUCAUGGUUCCCGAGCACUUUAGAAUCCUGGGAAAACUCCCUAACCUUCGGAUUUUGAAGUUGAAAGAUGUGACUUUGAAUGGAUCCGGAACUCAAAGAGGGCUAAUUCGUUUCGUGGCAGGCGAGUUUCCAAAACUGGAAGUUAUCAAAAUGAUUUCUGUGGAGAUUGUAACAUGGGAAAUGGAAAGAGAUGCAAUGCCUAGUCUUCAGCAUUUGGUCAUCAAUUUUUGUUAUCCAUUAAGAAAUCUACCAAAUGAGCUUUGCCGCUUGACUCACCUGAGAUUAAUAGAGGUUUCGAAUAUCUCAAAAGAAUUGUGGAAUAUGCUCAAGGAUUUGAACAUGAACAAUGGAUGUAAGCUCAUAAUGGAUUGAAAUGAAUAAUCUCCUAGACUAAUUUCUCAUUCAUAGUUGUUUAAUCUUCUUCAGCUUUUACUUCUAGUUCUGGUUGUGACUUUUUUUCUUCUUUCCCCAUUUUGGAGUUUAUCAUUUGUUGGCUUCCA